Molecule: messenger RNA, 768 nt
Organism: Dracunculus medinensis (Guinea worm)
Lineage: Eukaryota; Metazoa; Nematoda; Chromadorea; Rhabditida; Dracunculidae
Source: the annotation of a GenBank genome assembly
AUGCUCACGCCAGGAUAUCAAAAUGCACUCUCGGAGAACGGAAUUACCACUCAUUUUGCCAGAUCCAUAUUGCCGGAAUGUGGAGCAAAAGAUAUUGAAAAUACUUCACCAACAUCAAGUUAUGCAUCUUCAAAUUAUUAUCAAUAUAGUUUACAACAGAAUUAUACUCAACAGUUUAUGGUUAAAAACGAAGAAGAUUAUGUGUCGCAAGCGCCUUUCUGUUCUGAUGCAUAUUUGCAACCAGCAGCAGAUGCAUUUAUUCAGAAUCCUAGAAUAUUUGAGAAAAAUCAAUUAUCCCAUGCUGAUUAUGAUCGUAGUUUCAUAAAAUCUGAUAAUGCAAUUUUCGGCCAAAAUGCAUAUGGUACUAGUCCAUUUGUUCGUCCUCAUUACCCUCAUUUCCCAUUUUCUACUCAUCCGAUGACUUCUGCUACUUCUCGAUUACCUACUCCUAUUUUAUGUCAAUGGAUAGAAAAAAAUAGGAUGUGCAAUCGGGUUUUCUACACCAUGGAUCAUAUUGUAUCGCACCUGCAACAGGAACAUAUUAGCAAUAAUGAUUCGUCAUUACAUAUUUGCCACUGGAAAGAUUGUCCACGCAAGGGAAGGAUAUUUAAGGCGAAAUAUAAAUUAGUUAAUCAUGUAAGGGUACAUACCGGCGAGCGACCGUUUCCGUGCAAUAUGUGUGACAAAGUCUUUGCAAGAAGUGAAAAUUUGAAAAUUCACCAAAGGACACACACAGGUCCACAUUUCCUUUUGUUUCGCAAACUUUAA